AUGUCUUCCUCUUUCACUUCAAAAAUAAUUAUUUCUAAAUAUUUUAAGGUUAACGAUGAAUACGCUCCUCAAACCAUGUCACAAAAAACUACAGCCACCACCAUCACAGCUACUAUAAAUGAGAACGAUGCGACUAAUGAUGACAUUGUUAAUAAAGAGAAAUUGACAAUAACGGCGACUAUAACAGCCACUAAUAUUGAACAAAAAGAUGAACUUUAUGCCCUCUCAAAAAUUCUAAUAAAACGUUACGUCACCUUUAAACCUCGUGGGUCACAACUUGACCGUGAAACAAUGGAUAAACAACAAGAUCCUUUUCGCGGGUUUUUUACGUUAUUCUGGAUAGCAAUGGCUUUCUAUAUUAUACAGACGGUGAUGCAUAAUUUAGAAAAAGGUGGAACAUUUGUUGAUUUAUCAUUUGCGAGAUUAUUUUCACGUGAUGCUUUUGGAUUGAUGUUGAGUGACGCGUGUAUGAUUGCUGCUACCUUUUUCGAUGUCGUGUUUCAAAAAAUUGUUUCUCGCGGUUGGAUAAGGUGGCGAUAUACUGAGGUUGGCCUUGGUGGAGAUUUGUCUUCUUUGAUGAUUCAGCUGAAAAGUUUGCGAAACGAAUACAAUUUAUUACUGGGAUUAAAUAAAAAAUCAGAUGAUGAUAAUGUUAAUAACGAUGUGACCCAUCGUUUAUCAAAUUUACAUCAAAAAAUUGAAGAGAUCGAAAGCUGCAUGAAAAGUCCUUCAGGAAAAGUUUCGUAUCCUGACAACCUCACUUUUUCGAAUUUCUUUGAUUACUUAUUGAUUCCAACUUUGGUUUACGAAUUCGAGUAUCCAAGAACUGUAAAGAUUCGGCCUUGGUAUGUAUUUGAAAAGGCAUUGGCGACUCUGGGAACUUUUUUACUUUUAUACGUAAACACGGAAACAUAUAUUAUUCCCGUUAUUCCGAGCGCUGCUGAAUCUUUUACUAAAGCUUUUCUUGGAAUGUCUUUUCCAUUCAUGGUUAAUUACUUGUUGAUUUUUUAUAUAAUAUUCGAGUGUAUAUGUAAUCUGUUUGCCGAAAUAAGUUGUUUCGCUGAUCGAAAUUUUUACGAUGACUGGUGGAAUAGCGCCACCUUUGACGAAUAUGCACGUAAAUGGAAUAAACCAGUUCACCAUUUCCUCUUACGCCAUGUCUAUCAAACCUCAAUCGACUCCUACAAACUAUCAAAACGAGAUGCGAGUUUCAUGACAUUUUUCUUAUCGUCAUUGGUGCACGAACUAGUGAUGAUUGUAGUCUCUAAAAAGAUUCGCAUGUAUUUAUUCGCCUUGCAAAUGUUUCAGUUGCCAUUGAUAUGGAUGGGAAAUUUACCUGCUAUGAGAAGAAGGAGGUGGUUGGGAAAUGCGUUCUUUUGGUUCGGAAUGUUUGCCGGGCCACCAUUGUUGGGAAUCCUUUAUUGUUGUGAAAUUGCAUUGACUCCUUGGAUAUUUUUGGUUUGA
This is a messenger RNA of Ambispora gerdemannii, 1464 nucleotides long. The record is from the annotation of a GenBank genome assembly. Lineage: Eukaryota; Fungi; Glomeromycota; Glomeromycetes; Archaeosporales; Ambisporaceae.